CCAAAAAACAUUUUUAAUUUCUUCAUUGUCCAUUACUUUCAGCGUUUGCAGAAAUAUAGCCGACAUGCAGAGAUUCAGCGAUUUCAUAUACGGACGUGUCGAAAGCGAUUGUGAGACAAAUAAACCCUUCAAAGUCUUACUUGCCUUUUAUGGUUUGAUCGGUCUAAAAGCAAAACCACACGGCUUCUUACCCACACUGCAUAUGGUGUUCUUUUGCAUUGCGUACGCCUAUACGCCAUUCCUAGCUAUAGUGGGCUUCUUGCGGUUCCAGAAAACCGCAACCGUAACGGAGUCCCUAUCGGCCCUACAAGCGUUUAUCAAUGCUAUAUUCGCCGCAGCAAAGUCAGUAGCAGUUUUAGUCAACUUUAAGCGCUUUCAAAGUGUUGAGCCGAUAAUGAAAAGUUUGGAUGAACGCUACAAAACGCCACAGGAGCGUCAGCAAAUAACGAACUGUGUUGCGGAUUGCACGCGCUUAUAUGCCGCCAUGGGUUUCAUUUAUUACUUGUAUGGCCUCAUUUCAAUUCUAACAGCGUUAAUAAUACAUAAGCAACCAUUUGGUGGCUGGUAUCCUUUUCUCGACUGGAUUAGCAAUCCAACGGUGCAUUUCUAUUCAUGUGUGGCAUUCGAAACGUGGUAUUUGUAUUUCUUACUGACGGCGCAAUACUUGCAUGAUGUGUACCCAACUUUAUAUAUGCGAACAAUACGCGCACACAUGCAACUGCUAAGGGAACGUAUUGGUCGAAUAGGCGUGGACCCUGAGAAGAGCGUUGAUGAGAAUAACAAAGAACUGAUCGACUGUAUUGCGACGCAUCAGCAAAUAUUGCAGGUGGUGGAUAUGGUCCGUUCCGUUUGCUCUCCAACCAUUUUUAUGCAAUUCGUUUGUGUUGCUCUUGUACAUUGCGUCUGUAUGGUAAAUAUUUUCAUUUUCGCCGAUACGCUUAAUAUGGUCAUUACGAUGUGGUAUUAUCUAAUGGUUGCAACGCAAAUCUUACCGACUUGCUAUGAGGCAUCGACACUUGAGAUGGAAAGCUCUAAAUUGCCCGUCGCAAUAUUUCACUGCAAUUGGCUGGCUUUGGAUAAGCGUGGACGGAAGCUGAUUGUCUUCUUUAUACAUCACGCUCAAAAGGAAGUCACCUUUGUUGCAAUGCAAUUGUUCGAUAUCAAUAUGCGUACAUAUUUGUCAAUUGCAAAAUUUUCAUUUACAUUGUACACAUUUGCGAAUGAGAUGCGCUUUGGGCAGAAUAUAAAGGAAUCUGUAGAAUAAAAAGGGAAAAAUAAUGUUGUUAAAGGCUUGUAUGGCAGUUGAAAGGCGAAAUAUAUUCUUUUAGUUGGACUUGGAAGGAUGGGAACUGUCAAAAUGCAGCAUUGUAGGUGAAAAUGAAACUUAGCUUCGGACUACUUUUUCAUCAAUAAUUUAAUUUCAUCAUUAAAAAGUAGAAAAUAAUGAUUCUAAAUAGUAUUUGACGCUAGCACCAUUUUAUGUAGCCAACAAAAAACAAACAUAAUAAAUUGUAGAGAGUCUUUUUCCUUAGAAGAGCAAAAAUACGAAAUUUUUGAUAA
Molecule: messenger RNA, 1560 nt
Organism: Bactrocera dorsalis (oriental fruit fly)
Lineage: Eukaryota; Metazoa; Arthropoda; Insecta; Diptera; Tephritidae
Product: odorant receptor 7a-like
Exons: 3
Coding region: 65-1264 (399 amino acids)
Biological process (GO): sensory perception of smell; detection of chemical stimulus involved in sensory perception of smell
Cellular component (GO): plasma membrane
Molecular function (GO): olfactory receptor activity; odorant binding
Source: RefSeq, a predicted model, not a curated record